GGACAGAGGAAAGACGUGUAUGUAGGCAUUUGCUGCACCAGCAAGUAUUUGUCUGCUGCUAUGGCCAUCCAGUGGUCUGUCACUGGCAGUAUCUUCUUUGUACAUGGGUCAGUGGAUGCCUGUGCCCACCCCGACAGGUGCGGCGCGUAGAAUGGCCGAAUGUAGUAAUCAGGCGUCCUACUACUAGUACUAGUUACUUCUCCCACUCUGCUGCAAUCAUUUUUCAUCCUGCUGUGCUAGCUGUUCAUGGUUUGUUUCCAGCCAUGAAGAUAACAUAGACGAAGCGACUUAUCCUUGCCUGUUCUGAGUGUUGGUGCGUAACAAGUCCUGUGCGCGAUCUGGCAGACCAUUGAUCAACUAGAUUCUGAGCUCAAUAUGAUGACAGCUGUGGCUUGCUAACCUAAUCAAACUACUUUGCAGUGUGGGCACGGAGUCCUUUUUAGAUUGGCAGCAGAGAUGAGCUUCGUACAGGCAUUAGUACACCCUGAAGAUUUGGUGGCGUUGGUGAAGUUUAAAUUUCUUGGCGGCGCAGAGAGUGUGACACCUCGCGUGAAUCUGUCAACCCUGGACAAGCCUCUCCAGGUCUGCUAUCAAUUGCUGAAGCGAACAAGCAGGAGUUUUGCUGUGGUUAUUCAGGCACUUGAUGAGGAACUCAGAGAUGCAGUCUGUCUGUUCUACCUGGUGCUGCGUGCCUUGGACACCGUUGAGGAUGAUAUGACCAUCACGUCGGCCGAGAAGAUUCCACUGCUGAAGAAAUUCCACGAGUUUCUGGAUGAUCCCACGUGGUCUUACUCGAAGAGUUCUUGCAAAGAUGGCGUUGUGCUAGAGCGAUUUCCUGUAAUCAGCAACGAGUAUCGGCGGCUUAAGCCUGCUUUCAGAGAUGUGAUCAAGGACAUUACCGCUCGCAUGGGUGCUGGAUUUUGCAUCUACUUGGAAAAGGAAGUCAGCACGCUAGCAGAUUGGGACGAGUACUGUCACUUUGCUGCCGGUUUGGUUGGCGUUGGCCUGUCGCAGUUGUUUGCUGCAUCGGGCCUGGAAGAUGUCAGCGUUGCCACAAGCACCGAGCUCUCCAACUCGAUGGGGCUGUUCCUGCAGAAGACUAACAUCAUCCGUGACUACCUGGAGGAUGUGAAUGAUAACCGGCACUUCUGGCCGAGAGAGGUCUGGUCACAGUAUGCUCCGAAUAUCGGCGACUUCCGCAAAAGGGAGAUGUCGGCACCGGCAGUGGCAUGCCUCAAUCAUCUGAUCACGAAUGCCCUGAGCCACGUCCCCGAUGUUAUUGCCUACCUUUCGCAGCUCAAGAAUCAGAGCAUUUUCAACUUCUGCGCAAUACCUCAGGUAAUGGCGAUUGCUACUCUUGCUCGUUGUUACAACAACCACAACGUCUUCACUGGUGUUGUGAAGAUCAGGAAGGGGGAAGCUUGCUCCAUGAUGAUGGAAUCAACGAAUAUGGAGAAAACUGUGGAGAUCUUCAAUGAGCGUAUCCUUGAGCUUGGCGGCAAGAUCACAGUCACAGACCCCAGUGCCAGCAUAACACUGUCGUCAGUGCAGAACGCACUUGUGCUCUGCCACAGCAGCCUGCAGCAGAAGGGGACUGAAGCCAGCGUCAAGCCAACACUCAAGAUUCAGCUGCCCGCAGUGCGACUGGACCACGAGGACCGGGUCGGACUCUACCGGCUGAGGUCCUCACGCAAAGAGUCGCGGCGGUCUUUGCUCUUGUCGCCACUCUUGUCAUGGACCGUUUGUUUGCUUGCAGUCACCUAUCAAUACUGGGGCCUUUACCUUCCUGUCCAACUCAAGGAUUCCUUGUAAGUGCCAAACCAUGUCCGUUGUCAGCAAUGCUUUAUUAGAGGCUUUCCCCAGGCUUCAGACUGUCGACGUUGAUGGUGUACUCGGAUUUUCCAUUGUGGCUCACCUUGCCACCAGUGUUGUACAGAAAACUAUUCUGAGCUUGUGCAAAUUCCUACAUGUUACUAAAAUUUAAUGUGUUCAGCUAAUUCAAGCACCAGUAUACUAUUAUACUGCAUCUAGCAAACGGAGUAUAUUUAUUUUGAUACUUUGAAGUAGUUUCUUGCAACUCCCAACCUUAGGUCCAUAUUUAUUCACGAUUUGUUACCCCUCGUAUUCAUCAUCAGGCUGCGCCCGAUAAUCACCUGCAUCGCUAACUGGUAUCACUCAUUUACUAGGAGUACACACAGUAUUUUACUAUUUUAUUGAUUUGUCCAAAGUGUGUUAUUCCAGAAAAAUCCUGGUUUCUGGGGUAGUUUUAAUAUGCCAUCUUUUUCAUGUACACGUAUAGGUUUGCGGACAAUAAGAAAAGUUUGCACAUACAUGUUUGUCUUAUUUUCUUCCCAGCGCUCCUGCUCUGGUAUCCUAGGUUAUUUUCCAAUUCUAGCUAGAAUAUGUUUGCUGAUUUAGAAUUUUAUCAUAGUUUGCGUCACCUCAUUUGCACUUAGCACACGCGCGACCUUUGUUGGGUGCACUCCCGUGAUAGUAAUCUGCAAAGAAAAUAUCACUCA
This is a messenger RNA of Sycon ciliatum, 2519 nucleotides long. Its product is annotated as squalene synthase-like. Gene Ontology annotation, biological process: cholesterol biosynthetic process; farnesyl diphosphate metabolic process. Gene Ontology annotation, cellular component: endoplasmic reticulum membrane. Bases 457 to 1812 code for a protein of 451 amino acids. The transcript is spliced from 8 exons. Lineage: Eukaryota; Metazoa; Porifera; Calcarea; Leucosolenida; Sycettidae. Gene Ontology annotation, molecular function: squalene synthase [NAD(P)H] activity. The record is from RefSeq and is a predicted model, not a curated record.